AUGCGGGCGCAGGAGCUCGCGAUGACGAACGGCGACGGCUAUCGGGUGGUGGAGACGCGCCCGUGGGUGAACCCGCUGGCGCGUGGUGCGGGACCCAACCCGCUGGCGCGUGGUGCGGGACCCAACUUUCCGGCGCGUGGUGAGGGACCCGACGCCGACCAGGAGGACUUUGCGCUCCGAGAGUGGCUCCGGUGCUCCUUCGAAAUGUGCAUGAGCGAUCGCGACCGCGAGGUGGUGGGGGAGGCGGCGCGGGACCGGGAGCGGAUCCGCCCGGUGGAUGGAGGAGGCGGGGAAGAUGCUGGAAUGGGACUGGGGGAGUGA
Molecule: messenger RNA, 321 nt
Organism: Emiliania huxleyi CCMP1516
Lineage: Eukaryota; Haptophyta; Isochrysidales; Noelaerhabdaceae
Exons: 1
Coding region: 1-321 (106 amino acids)
Source: RefSeq, a predicted model, not a curated record